UCGCUGAACGUUCAGUGUUUGUUUACGGCGGGCCUGGUACGUGUUUAUGUGUGUGCGUGCGUGUGAGAGUGUGCGACCGCUUAUAUCAUUUAGGAGGACUCAGCAGGACAUGAUUGUGCUACCUACAGACUAAGGGACAGUACAAAGCAGACAUAUGUAAACAGGAGAUAUCUAUAGCAGAAGAGGACCCUGGUGAGCGACACAAAGUUUUGCCUAGAAGCCCCGGCUUGUUGGUGGAGGUGAUGGACACUAUCUUGGAGCAGCAGCGGCGCUACCAUGAGGAGCGGGAGCGACUCAUGGCAGCAAUGGUCAAAGAGUGUCUGCACAAGAAAAACUCACAUCGUGAAGUGAUCAACUCUGACCAUCGUCAUCGCCUUCUGCUGGACCGCUAUGUGGAGAGCUCUCAACACCUUGCUGACCUGUAUGAGGACAAGGAUGGUUUGCGGAAGGAGGAAGUGGCAGCCCUGUCUGGCCCCAAUGAGCUGGCUGAGUUUUACAAUCGCCUCAAGCAGAUAAAAGAAUUUCACAAAAAACAUCCAAAUGAGAUCAGUGUACCAAUGAGUGUGGAGUUUGAAGAGAUCAAUAAACAGCGUGAAGCCAAUGAUGAAAACCUUGUCAUGGUUGAUUUCACUGAUGAAGAAGGUUAUGGGAAAUACCUUGACCUUCAUGAGUGUUACAACAAGUAUCUCAAUAUCAAAGGCCUGGAGAAAAUUGACUACAUCACUUACCUCACCACAUUUGAUCGGCUCUUUGAGAUCCCCAAGGAGAAAAAGACCACUCAGUACCGGGAAUACCUUUAUGUUCUCCUUGACUACCUGUAUGCCUACGUAGAGCGUGUGAAGCCUCUCCUGGACCUCAACCAAGAACUAGAAGCUGUCAGCAAGGACUUCAAUGAGCAAUGGGAGGCUGGAAGAUUUCCAGGCUGGCCAAAGGAAACAGGUGGAGCUCUGGCAGCCAUGGGAGCUCAUCUGGAUCUCUCAGCCUUCUCGUCAUCGGAGGAGCUUAUGUCCUUGGGACUGGAUCGUUUGAAGUCAGCCCUCAUGGCUCUGGGGCUCAAAUGUGGUGGUACUCUGGAGGAGCGUGCCCAGAGGCUGUUCAGCACAAAGGGUAUGUCAGUGGAGGAGCUUGAUCCAUCUCUGUUUGCCAAGUCUAAACCAGGUAAAGUGACCAAGGGGCGGGAGACAGAGAAGAUCAAGGAGCUGGCCAACCUGGAAGCUCAGGUCUAUCGCUUGACUGAAAUCCUGAGUGAGCAGCGAGCUGCUACAAAAGAGAAUGUACAACGAAAGCAGGCAAGGAGAGAUGGAGAGGAGGAAGAAGAGGAAGAAGCAUCAGCCUCUGAGUCUGAGGAGGAGCCUGAUGAUGAGGUGCCUUACAACCCCAAGAACCUUCCACUUGGGUGGGAUGGAAAGCCCAUCCCAUAUUGGCUGUACAAGCUGCAUGGCCUCAAUAUCAGCUACAACUGUGAGAUUUGUGGCAACUUCACUUACAAGGGCCCCAAGGCAUUCCAGAGGCACUUUGCUGAGUGGCGCCAUGCUCAUGGCAUGAGGUGCCUUGGCAUUCCCAAUACUGCUCACUUUGCUAAUGUGACACAAAUUGAAGAUGCCCUUAAGCUGUGGGAGAAGCUAAAGGUGCAGAAGACCUCUGAGCGUUGGCAGUCUGAGCAAGAGGAGGAGUAUGAAGACUCUCAGGGCAAUGUGGUCAACAGAAAAACCUUUGAUGACCUCAAAAGGCAAGGCCUUUUGUAGUGGAUCUUUUGAAAUUGUGGGAGAUGGCAAACUGUGUGGAAAGUGUGUCUCUGUACUAUGUUUUUAAUGAUAACUCAUUAUGCAGCAGGUAUAAAGAUGUAGAGUACAAUUAUGAAAGUAUCAAGAGA
Scylla paramamosain (green mud crab) is the source of this 1873-nucleotide messenger RNA. RefSeq names its product splicing factor 3A subunit 3-like (gene noi). Gene Ontology annotation, biological process: mRNA splicing, via spliceosome. The record is from RefSeq and is a predicted model, not a curated record. Gene Ontology annotation, cellular component: spliceosomal complex; nucleus. The transcript is spliced from 6 exons. Gene Ontology annotation, molecular function: zinc ion binding; RNA binding. NCBI's taxonomy places the organism in Eukaryota, Metazoa, Arthropoda, Malacostraca, Decapoda, Portunidae. Bases 243 to 1745 code for a protein of 500 amino acids.